ACGCGCGCCCUUCCAGCCCUACUAGAGGCUCGCGCAGUAGCCUUGAGCUGCCUAAGGUGGAUAGAUGUCAUCUGAUUGGCUGUCCCGAAAAAUGAAAAGUCUUUGUGAUCCAGGGCUGAGACCCGUGAGGAGACGGGGCGGGAUUUCGGGCGCUAGGAGGCGGGGCCACUUGGCUUUGGGCGCGAGCGGUUAAAAGACAGUUGGUGUCGGUUCGGGUGCUCGAUUGGAUUCCGCGGUCUCAGUCCUCCCCCAUGGCCGACCCUGUGGAGCUGCAGGUUUCUUCGCCUCCCCCGCCUCCUCCUUCUUCUCCCUCCUCUGCAGACGCCUCUGCAGCAUCUUUCCCCGGCGGCCCAGUGAGUUUGAGCUGGCCAGUUCCGAGCGGGAGCAGCGGCCGAAAGGUUGACCCGCUGGAGGAAGUGGAGCUGCAAAUCGGAGACGCAGCCUUUUCAUUAACCAAACUCCUUGAAGCCACAUCUGCAGUAUCAGCUCAAGUGGAAGAGCUUGCCUUCAAAUGUACAGAAAAUGCACGUUUCCUUAAAACAUGGCGGGACCUCUUGAAAGAAGGCUAUGAUUCUUUGAAACCUGAUGACUAAUUUGACAUACUUCGUUGUUUAAUAAUGACUGUAUUACUUCAUACUUCUUCAUAUGUCAUAUUUGUACAUUUACCACAUGUAUAGGAUGACCUCUGUUCAGAAGUUCUGUAUGCACUCAGAAUGAAAUUUUUCUUCGUUUUUGAAUGGAUGUUCAAUCAUAACCGUUGAUUCCAUAACAACUUAAGAUAACAAGAGUUCCGUCCAUUGGCCCACCCGUGUCUUCCCUCUUGACAGGUCUCUGUGCCACCAUUUGUAGCAAUGGCAGUGAGAGACUUGCUCCCGGUAUUAUGUUGGGGUCUUUGAAGCCUGUGAUUGUUGGGUUGGUUCUUUUGGUCCAAUAAUUGGCUACUAUGGCCAGGUUGGGAAAUGUCCCAGGAGUGAGCUCUAGCAUAAUAGGAUGGUGGAGUGCGCCAGGUAGCCCAAACAGACUCCCCAUCUUGUUCUUUGCAUUGGUGAGUCUCUUCUCAAACUCCACUAUGUCUGUGAGGACGGAGGGGAGUACUGGUGUCCCAUCCAUACACAGUUCUAGAAAGGUCUGGAUAGUAAAAACUGUCGUCAUCGGGCUAAACUGUUGUUUAGCAACAAGCUUGACUUGAUCUAAGAGCUCCUUUCCUUGAAUAGGAGAGCAAAUACAAACUCACCAACCCAAGGUUGACUAUUAAUCCAGUCUAUCGUAGGCCCAGCAUUGCGUGCAAUCAGCAGGUUUGCACUUUCGCCAUCUGCUGCCCUGCCUGGUGCAACCAUCAUGGCCUGGAAUCGUUUUUAGACCUGAAUAGGAUUGGACUGGGUCUAAUCACUUGACCCGAUCACAACUCUGAUGAAUAGGUAGCAGCAGUGUUGAAGCAUGGACGCCAUUUCGGUUUUAGUUAUCCGGUCCUGGUCAGUGACAGUCCUUUUAAAGAGUGACUGUGUGGAUGUUUGUUUGCCUUCAACAAUGAGCAAGCUUCUUUCACUCACACCCGCAUCUAUGAGGUCUUCAUGCAGUCCAUCAGUAAGACGGCAAACAAACAAAAGGUUUGGGGUAGCUGGAUGGAAGGUGGCUCGGAAUGCUGGGUUGAACAUAGACUUUGCAUUCCUUUCAGUGUCCUCCAAUCUUCCAAUUCCUGCUUGAGGAUCCGUGGAAUCAGAGGGAAACUGCCUGAAUCUUCCACUCAAUUGUGAUGAGAGUUUCCUACUGGUCGUAUCCAUAGACAUUUGUUGAUCAUCCAUGCUAACCAAUUUGUUGAGUUCUCUUCCUUUUCUUGGCUUUUGUGAAAGCGGAAUACCGAUGCUAUUUUUGAGGCUGACCAGUGCUUGUUUAUCCUUAAGCACUUUCUGCCUCUGAACUUUCAUAGAAUCCUUUUUGAAAGAUAAUCAGUAGAUGGCUAAUAUUAAUAGUGCCAUAGUGCUACCAGUAGCAAACUAGCUAGACCAUUAGUUAUUUGUUUUGUAACAAGAUGCUAAGCAUGGCAGAGUUUGAAGUUGCGUUUCAUCUUAAGGACCAAGGGAGGUAACUUUAAGGUUUCCAAUGGUAGAUGCAGCUCCAUUAGGCUAAGUUGUCUACAGCUAAUGAUUGUGUCUUUAUUCUAUAUCCCCAGCACCUAAAACAGGGUCACACAACACUCACUAAAUAUUUGUUUAAGAGUUAACAAACUUAAUUAAAAGCUUUUUUUCGUCCCAUAUUUAGCAUGAAGACUAAUUGUUUCUCUAGAAAAUGUAUGAGUCUGACCUUUAUUGACUUGAAGACAAACAUUCUUUUUUACGGAGAUUUGGACUUUGAUGAUAGGUUUUAAAAAUGUAUGACAAGUAUUUUUUGUACUUCUUUGAUUUUUUUUUUUUUAAAAGACUUUACUUCAGAAACGGAAAGACUGUCUAGAAAGAAUGCGUAUUUUUUCUCUAUUUCUGUGGUUACUACUUUUCCAGUUUAACAGUGUUUGUAUCUGAUACUUGCAUAUGUUUGAUUGCUGUCUUUAAAGAAUCUUAAGGUACAAAGCAUUGUUAGUAUAUAAGAAUGACGGGGGCGCAGUGGCUCACACCUGUAAUCCCAACACUUUGGGAGGCCAAGGCUGGUGGAUCACGAGGUCAGGAGUUCAAGACCAGCCUGGCCAAUAUGGUGAAACCCUGUCUCUAUUAAAAAUACAAAAAUUAGCCAGGUGUGGUGGCGCAUGCCUGUAGUCCCAGUUACUUGGGAGGCUAAGGCAGAAGAAUUGAUUGAACCUGGGAGGCGGAGGUUGCCGUGAGCUGAGAUAGCAUCGCUGCACUCCAGCCUGGGUGACAGAGUGAGACUCCAUCUCAAAAUAAAGUGCCUUAUCAGAUUUAUGGCUCUGUGCUAUUACUUUCUGAGCUUUGCAAGUUGUGUACAUAAGAAUUCUAAAGAAGUUACUUUGUUUGCAAUGCAUCAAAUUUAAAUGAUGUGAUUGUUUUUGUAUUAUUUGACCUUAGUCUUCUAUUUUGCAUCCUGUAUCUUAUGUUGCUUUUGAUACUUUGUGUGGCGUGUCAACGAUUAAGCCACUAAUUCUCUACCAUAUAUAACUUGUGGACAUCUUUGAUACGACAUCUUAAUUCUUUGUAGAUAUGUACAGAACUAUAUUCUAACGCCCCACAAUGGGGCUAUGAGAGGGGACAGAUGGAUGGGCAAAGAAUAGUUUUGUUUAACAUAUUAGGUCAUAGUUCUUGAUUAGUUUUUUUAAAGAUCACACAUAGGGUGUGAUUUCUAUACCAAAGAUAUGCUUAUUUCAGUAUUAGAAAAAUACUCUUACAUAUCCUGAGAACUGCAAUUUUUAAAAUGUGUAAAAAUUAAUUCUUAUUAAAAACACAUUUUAUUUCCAUUUCUUUGGAUUCAUUGCCUCAAAACUUUUUUAUUUUACAUAUUUCAGAGAUAUAGGAAAGGUAAAUGAUUUCAAGAAAAUUCAUGUAUUUCUACCAUGCAGAUGUAGUAAAUGUUAGCAUUUGGCUGUAUUUUCUUCAGACACACACACCCCGUAUGUAUGUAAUUACAAAUGUUAGAUACAUUUGAAGUUUGUUGCCUCUUUGAUCCUGUCCCCUUCCUAUUUCUCUGAGAGUCCCCAGAAGUAACCACUAGAGGUUGAGUAUUUUCUAGUGUGUGUUUUUAUAUUUUUAAUACAAAUGUAUUUUUUAAAAGUGCUACAAAAUAUUGUUUUAUGUAUGUGGUAGCCAGCCUCCAGAUGGUCCCAGUGAUCCCUGGCCUCCUGGUAUUUAUGCCCCAGUAUAGUCUUCUGCAUUCUACAGUGCUGACUUUUGUAACUACAAGGAUAUUGAGCAAAUACAUUGUGUGAUUUCUGAGGCCGUUAUCUUUUACUCUUUUUUUUUUUUUAAGAGACAAAAUCUUGCUCUCUUGCUCAGGCUGGAGUGCAUUUGCAAGAUCAUAGCCCACUGUAAUCUUGAGCUUGGGCUCAAACAAUCCUCCCGUCUUGUCUCCCAAAGCACUGGGAUUACAGGCAUUUUUUGCUCAUUUUUCUAUUUUUAACCUGUCAGUUUUUACAUAUUGCAUGUUUUAAUACUAAUAAUCUGUUAUAUAUGUUUCAACUAUCUUUUUUAGGCUGGUUUAUCUUUGUAUUUUGGUUAUGAAAUGUUGAAUUUUUAAAUUUUAAUGUAAUCUUACCAAUAUUUCAUAAUGAUUUGCUUUUUCUAAGUUUUGUAUAGGAAAUGUCAUAAAAAUAGUAUUAUACAGCCUUCCAAAAGUUGUAAAAUUUUUUAACAUUUAGAUGUUUAGUUCAACUGAAAUUUGAUUUUGUUUAUGGCAUGAUUUUGGAAUCUUGUUUUAAUUAUUUUUGCAUAUUUAUAGCUAUUCCUUCAAGUAUCAAUGUUUCAAGUGCAGCAUCUGUCAUUCAGUUACCAUAUAAGGGCCAGAUUCUGACCUUUCUGUUCUUUUGAUCUGAAGGAAAUUUGAACAUGCCUUCCCCAAAUAUGCCAAUUUGCCAUAGUGAUUAUUUCGAGCUAAAGGCACUUGAGAAACAGUAGUUGCAGAAAUGGCUAUCUUACCUAUCCUUUCCUACCUGUAGCAAGCCAUACAAACUUCUUUGAGAAAGUUGCUUUCCUGAUUCCAAGAUGAGAAGAUAGCUCUAGUCAGCUGAGACAGCACCAGAGGAAUCUACAAACAAACUUUACUGUUAGUUUCUUGCUGUAUAAAUUUACCUUCUUAUAGUUACUGCCUCUGGAAGCCUAAAACUGCUUUCCUUGUCACACUUCUCUAAAAUUUAUUCUCUGUGGAAGAUGCUAUACAAUCUAGAGUUGUAAGCCACUACUUGUGGUUACUUUUUCAUUGGGUUAUCUCCUGUAUGAUAUACACUGCAAAUAUUAAUAAAAAUUAGUUGUUUUUCUCUUGUUAA
Callithrix jacchus (white-tufted-ear marmoset) is the source of this 4921-nucleotide messenger RNA. RefSeq names its product chromosome 3 C4orf46 homolog (gene C3H4orf46). The record is from RefSeq and is a predicted model, not a curated record. NCBI's taxonomy places the organism in Eukaryota, Metazoa, Chordata, Mammalia, Primates, Cebidae.